CUACUUUGCACACUCGCGUUUAAAAACGACAUGGAUAUCAAAACGUUGCUUUAUAACCUUCGUGAAGAAGUUUCUUGUUCUGUGUGUACCAACAUUUUCACAGAUCCGAAACAGCUCCAAUGUUUACACAGUUUCUGUGCGCAAUGCUUGAAGCAGUGGCACAGAACAAGCCAUGGCCGAGACACAAUCAGAUGUCCGAAAUGCCAAGCUCUUAGCAAAGUGCCGGAAAGUGGCGAUCUGAAAGAUUUACCAACCAGUUUUUACCUGAACGGCCUGAUUGAUGUGUUAGCCAUAAAAGAAUGUAAAAGCAGUCAAGUACAGUGUGGAAAUUGCGACAAGAAAAGCUCUGAGACAUCUUAUUGUUUCCAGUGUUGCAUAUUUUAUUGCCAAGAAUGCGUCAUUGGACACAACAUCAUGCGAAGUAACAAAGAUCACCGUGUUCUGGCGCUCAAGGAUUUUCAGGAGAAGGACUUUGAGUGUGUGAUAAAACGACCGUCCUUUUGCUCAAAACAGCGACACGCGAAAGAAGAGCUGAAAUAUUUUUGUAAAAAUUGCGACGCUGCGGUUUGCCAAACUUGUGUUUUGAUGGACCACGCAGGUCAUGCCUUGGAACACUUAGAAGAAGAAGCUGAGAGGCAAAAGAUUGAAAUCAAAUCAUUGACUGAAGAUCAGAAACGCAAUUUACAAGCAAAGAUGAACAAUGUUGGUCAGCUCGAAAAGGAGUACGCUCAACUGAUUGAACAAGGCGAAGACGCGAAAAGAAAUGUUCAUAGAUUUGUCGACGACGUGAUCGCGGUCAUUCAAGCCAAGAGGGAAAAUAUUAUUGCAAAGGUUGAAAGCCAAACAAAAACAUCCCUUCAAGCUCUAACAGCUGAGAAAACGGAGACUGAGAGUCAAAUAAAGAGCAUUGAAUCAACGCUGGAAAAAACCAACGAGCUUUUGACGCGACGUACAGACGCUGAAGUCGUUCAACUAAAGAAAUCAUUGUGCGCAAUCAUUGCGACUCAAAAUGAAAGCCAACCGAUUAAGCGUGACCCGAAUAACUUUCCUGCUCCGGUUUUCAUGGAAAAUCAAAAGAUGCUAGAUACAGUCAACUCCGAAGAAAUUGGAAGUGUACUACAUGCAUGCAACAAAACGGAAGCAGGAAUGUCUGUUACGGAGGGCAAAGAACUGAGAGAAGCUUUUGUAGGACGCGAGGUGCAGUUUGUUUUGGUCACGAAAAACGCUCAAGGAGAGCGAUGUUAUUUUAAACAUGACAAUGUAACAGUAGAGAUCACUGACGAAAAACAUCGAAAAUGUGACACAGAGGUGCGAAUAAACAACAAUGGAGACGGAAAUUAUCGCAUCAGCUACUUUCCAAGAGAUUUAGGCAGAUUCAUAGUGAGAGUCAAGGUAAAUGGAGAACAAACUCUAGGAAAUCCUCUGAUUGUGCAGGUAAAACAGUUUAAGUCUGUUAUCGUUUCAACUUUUGGAACUUUCGGCUCGUGCGUUGGGAAGUUUAAUAAGCCUUGUGGUUUGGCAGUAAAUGCCAGUGAUGAGAUAGCUGUAACCGAAUCUUAUAACCACCGAGUUCAAAUCUUUAACACUGAUGGACAUAAUUUAAGAUCCUUCGGUCGAAAAGGUCACGGGAUGGGAGAAUUUAGUAAGCCGAAGGGAAUUGUAUUUCACCAAAAUGGGAAUAUUUUUGUGGCAGACCAAGAUAACCAUAGAGUCCAGGUUUUCAGUGGGGAGGGUGUUUUCCUAAGAAAAUUUGGAGGAAAAGGAAGCCAUAAUACUCAGCUCAGUUUUCUUCGCGGUUUAUCUGUGGAUAGUGAUGGAAAUAUUCUUGUUGUUGAUAAAGGUAACAAGGAAAUCAAAAUAUUUUCCCCUGACGGAAAGUUUUUAAGAAAGUUUGGUGGGCAAGGCUCUUUAAAUUUUCCUGUCCACUGCGUUCAAUGUGAUAGAUAUCUCAUAGUGUCAGACAGGGGUGACCAAUGUAUUAAAGUGUUUGACAGGAAUGGAACCUUUCAGUACAAGUUUGGAAAGCAAGGUAGAGGGGACGGAGAAUUUGAAAAUCCCAACGGUUUGUCGGUAAACAAGUCAGGACACUUGAUGGUCUGCGAUACAAGUAAUCACAGAGUACAGAUAUUUGAGCUGAGUGGAAAGUUUGUUGCUAAGUUUGGAACAAAAGGUAGAGAUCCUGGCGAAUUUGAUUUCCCUCGAUCGAUUUCAGUGCUAAGUGAUGGCCGCAUUAUUGUGUGUGAGUUGGGAAACCAUCGCAUUCAGUUGCUCACGUUCGAAUACAAAACUCCAGCUGCCUCAGGUGUAGAUAAUUCGAUCUGA
This is a messenger RNA of Pocillopora verrucosa, 2322 nucleotides long. The record is from RefSeq and is a predicted model, not a curated record. NCBI's taxonomy places the organism in Eukaryota, Metazoa, Cnidaria, Anthozoa, Scleractinia, Pocilloporidae.